AUCCCCGAGGGGAAUAAAGGCCGGGAAGUGACCCGGGACAGGGAACUCGGCCUGGAGCUGCUCUGUGAGGUCAGCGCGGGGUUCCACGUUCGGGGCGCAGCCCGAAACGCAGCGAACCCCCGGUGGGCACCCCCGGGCGAUGCUGGCACCGCUGGGCACCGCGCUGCCGCUGCUGCUGCUGCCGCUGAUGCUGAUGCUGAUGAUGAUGCUGAUGCUGCUGCUGCUCCUGCUGGCCGCGGGCGGCCGCGCCGGGGACUCGGUGGCCGCCGCCGUGGGCCCGCACAGCGUGUCCCGCAUCGCCGAACUCCUGGCCAGCCCCGAGUGCCGCCGGCUGCAGGAGGAGCUCAGCGGCCCCGAGCAGCCGCCGGACGAGCCCGAGGCCACCCGGCAGGAGGAGGAGCUCGCCCGCCGCCGCCGGAGGGGCAGCGAUGCCCGGGGAUGCUCGGAGGAGCUGCGGCGCUGGUUGGAGACCUGGGGCCAGGCCACCACCUGGGACCGCCUGGUGCGAGCCCUGCGCCGCAUCGGGCGCUCGGACAUCGCUCGGGAGCUGGGCAAGAACCUCAACCAAGACCGGCGGCUGGAGCUGCGCAGGAACGUGGAGGGCUACCGGAGGAGCGUUCAGCAUCUCAGCUCGGCGCAGCUGCGGCCGCCGGGGCUGCGGGCCAGGAGGGCUCCGCUGGCCGGGGCGCUGCUCUUCCAGCGCCGCCCGCCGCCCCGCUACAGCCGCGGGCUGCUGGGCUGGGUCCGCCCGGUGCUGCUGGGCGUGCUGGGAGCCUUCCUCGGCUCCGGGGUGCUCGCGGGCACCGCGAUGUAUUUCUGCCACUGGAGGAGGCUCCUGGGUGCCUGAGAACCCCAGGAGCUGCUAAACGGAAAAGGGGACUCAGUAAAGGUUCGUGGGGUGAUUUUCA
Taeniopygia guttata (zebra finch) is the source of this 908-nucleotide messenger RNA. RefSeq names its product transmembrane and death domain 1 (gene TMDD1). Gene Ontology annotation, biological process: signal transduction. Gene Ontology annotation, molecular function: protein binding. The record is from RefSeq and is a predicted model, not a curated record. Lineage: Eukaryota; Metazoa; Chordata; Aves; Passeriformes; Estrildidae.